This is a messenger RNA of Macroventuria anomochaeta, 925 nucleotides long. RefSeq lists its product as uncharacterized. Bases 221 to 835 code for a protein of 204 amino acids. NCBI's taxonomy places the organism in Eukaryota, Fungi, Ascomycota, Dothideomycetes, Pleosporales, Didymellaceae. The record is from RefSeq and is a predicted model, not a curated record. The transcript has 3 exons.
CUCAUUUUGGUACUCUAUUUCGGCACUUGUCGAGGUUGCAGCGGAGUGAGACGCACCACCUGGCCCGCUGUAACCGGUUAGCUUAGUGCCAGCAGCUCUAAUAUCACCGCCUUACGAGCUCGAGAGACGUUGCAGAUCCCAGCCACCUCUCCCUGUCAAACUUACAAACGGACCCUUGCUAUGCUUCUCGAUCAAUUAUAGCACUCUUCAGACCACUAACAUGCGCAUCCGAAAGCCUUUUGCGGGCGCCUUCGUAGCCCUAAUACUCAUCUCGGCCGCCGCCGGCUUCUCGCCGUCCGACUACUCGAUCCCAUCCUACAAGCAGUCCGACAAGGCCCUGCACUUCGUGGCCUUCUUCCUGCUCACGCUCGCCUUCUACUGGAUCCUCGAGGCGUCGCGGCGCAAAGUGCUGCAGUUCACGUUCAUUGUGUGCACGGUUGGGCUGGGCGUUGCGAGCGAGGUUGUGCAAGGGUUGCUACCGAUCCACCGCGAAUUCGACCCCUAUGACAUCGCCGCUAAUGUAUCCGGGUCCCUCCUCGCCAUUGCGCUGUGCAAUUGGUACCACAAGCGGAUGAUCGAGCGCAAGCGGGCUGCGCGCGGCUACAAUGCUGUCGCAGGGGACGACGAUCUGGAUGUUGAGCUGGGCGAGGGUGUGGGUGGGCAGGAGACGGGUGUGGUGAGGUCGACGGUGGAUGAGGAGUUGGACCGUUGGGAUGAGAAUGCGGAGGAUUGGGAGACUACGGAUCCGGAUCCUAUGAUUGGGAAUGGGGUGAAUGCGGCGACGGUUGUUGCGGUUCCUGAGGAUGUUGAGGAUGGGAAGAAGCGCAGUGAUUAAGGACGCUUGUAUGAUUAAAAUGAUUGUAUGAUCAUGAAUGGAAUGUUGUAGCGACUUUGGGCAAUGCGAAAGACACGUCUUAGACAUCAC